AUGACUCUCAUUGAGGCUUUUGAUGCUGCUGUGAAUGAACUUGGUGCUCAAAAUGUUAAAGUGUUGCUUGAUAAUCAAGUUAGUGAGCCUAAGUGGCGGCGCUGUGAUGAUUAUGAUGAGAAUGGAUUCUUUCAUGAUAGUCACUUUGAUCCCCAGGAAUGGAUUCAUGGACUUACUUUGGCAGCUAACCAUUUUUCUGAACAUCAUACUAUUGUGGCAAUGAGUUUGAGGAAUGAAUUGCAUGGUCCACGCCAAAACCUGAAAGAUUGGUACAAGUAUAUGAGCCAAGCAGCACUAGCAAUCCAUAAAGUAAAUCCAAAUGUGCUUGUGGUUAUCUCAGGUUUAAACUAUGACACUGAGUUGCAGUUUUUAAGGAACAAGCCAUUGAAGUUAGACUUUCACCGACAAGUUCCAACUUUUGCAAAGGAAGAAUCAAGAGAUGGAUUUAUGAAUGACACUAAGAAGUGCUUAACUGCUACUGGUGAAGGGCUUCCGGUUGUUGUAUUUGAUGAUUGUCAAAACGAAGAACAGUUUAUGGAAAUCUGUAUCACUUUCUAUACUAUGGAUCAAGAUGGGAAACAUCUUUGCUUGCAAUAA
This is a messenger RNA of Trifolium pratense (red clover), 597 nucleotides long. RefSeq names its product glycosyl hydrolase 5 family protein-like. The transcript is spliced from 3 exons. The coding region runs from base 1 to 597 and encodes 198 amino acids. Gene Ontology annotation, molecular function: hydrolase activity, hydrolyzing O-glycosyl compounds. The record is from RefSeq and is a predicted model, not a curated record. NCBI's taxonomy places the organism in Eukaryota, Viridiplantae, Streptophyta, Magnoliopsida, Fabales, Fabaceae.